AUGUUUCCAACACCACUAACAUCACAAACAGAUACAAACAAUAUCUUCUUUCAUCAUUCAAAAAUUACACAUGAAAAACGUUCCGUAAGUUUAAGCCAGCGUGGUGUCUUUCGAGGUUCGACCGUCUGGUUGACUGGGCUAUCUGGUGCAGGAAAAUCGACCAUAGCGUUUGCCCUCGAAGAAUAUAUAAUCAAUAAGGGUUUACCAGCCUAUUGUCUUGAUGGUGACAAUAUUCGAUAUGGCCUGAAUAAAAAUCUUGGCUUUUCGGAUGUUGAUCGUAUUGAAAAUAUUCGUCGAAUUUCUGAAGUAUCUAAACUGUUUGCUGAUGCUGGUGUUACGUGUAUUGUGGCCUUCAUUAGUCCUUUUGAAGAGGAUCGAAAAAAUGCUCGAGAAUUGCAUGAAGUAGCUGGAUUACCAUUCAUUGAAGUAUUUGUGAAUACUCCAAUGUCCGUGUGUGAAGCACGUGAUUGCAAAGGAUUGUAUCGAAAAGCACGUGAUGGUCUUAUCAAAGGUUUCACGGGUAUCGAUGCUCCAUAUGAAACACCAAAAAAUCCCGAUUUGACUAUCGAUACGAGUAUUGUUUCAAUUGACCAAGCCGUAGAAAUGAUUCUGAGCAAAUUGGCUGAACGUAAUGUUUUCCCACCAACUUUAAUCCAACCUGUACAUGAACUCUUUAUGAAUGAUCAAGCACGCAAAGAAGCACUGGAACAAUUCUCUCAAAUGGAUAAACUCAAUAUCAGUCAGCUCGAUCUGGAAUGGGUUCAAGUUUUGAGUGAGGGAUGGGCAACACCAUUAGCUGGUUUCAUGCGAGAAACCGAAUACUUGCAAUGUCUCCAUUUUGGUUGUCUCAUGAAAGGUUAUAUUGCAAAUCAUACAAUUCCCAUUGUUCUACCGUGUUCGACGGACGAUAAGCAACGACUUCAAUCAAGUUCGAUGAUUGCUCUAUGCUACGACAGAAAACUAGUUGCCGUAUUGAAAAAACCAGAAUUUUACGAACAUCGGAAAGAAGAACGUUGUGCACGAACGUUUGGCACAACCGAUGUUAGUCAUCCGUACAUUAAAAUGAUUAUGGAUAGUGGCAAUUGGUUGAUUGGUGGAGAUUUAGAAGUUGUCGAACGUGUUUGUUGGAAUGAUGGACUCGAUCAAUUUCGUCUGACACCAAACCAAUUACGGCAACGCUUUCGUGAUCUUCAAGCUGAUGCUGUGUUUGCUUUUCAAUUAAGAAACCCUAUUCACAAUGGACAUUCACUACUGAUGCAAACAACACGCAAUCUAUUGAUUGAGCGAGGUUUUAAAAAUCCCGUUCUUCUUCUUCAUCCAUUGGGUGGUUGGACAAAGGAAGAUGAUGUGCCAUUGCAUAUUCGUAUGGCUCAACAUCAAGCUUUCCUUCGUGAUGAUCAAGAUGAUCGACUCGAUCGAUCUCGAACCGUUCUGGCUAUUUUUCCAUCGCCCAUGAGCUAUGCUGGACCGACUGAAGUACAAUGGCAUGCCAAAGCACGCAUGGUAGCCGGUGUCAAUUUCUACAUAGUCGGUCGUGAUCCAGCCGGUAUGCCGCAUCCAUCGAAUAAAUCCAAAGAUCUCUACGAUCCAACACACGGUGCCAAAGUAUUGACGAUAGCGCAGGGUCUUAAUGAACUUCAAAUAUUACCAUUCAAAGUGGCUGCCUAUCAUCGACCAUCGAAAAUGAUGACUUUCUACGAUCCAGCCAAGCAUGACGAAUUUGAUUUAAUAUCCGGUACACGAAUGCGAAGUAUCGCUCGUAGUGGCUUACAACCACCUGACGGAUUUAUGGUGCCUAGUGGAUGGAAUGUCUUAGCAGCUUACUAUCAAUCCAUUGCAGCAUAA
Molecule: messenger RNA, 1845 nt
Organism: Rotaria sp. Silwood1
Lineage: Eukaryota; Metazoa; Rotifera; Eurotatoria; Philodinida; Philodinidae
Source: the annotation of a GenBank genome assembly